Molecule: messenger RNA, 2058 nt
Organism: Odobenus rosmarus divergens (Pacific walrus)
Lineage: Eukaryota; Metazoa; Chordata; Mammalia; Carnivora; Odobenidae
Gene: ZNF496
Product: zinc finger protein 496
Exons: 9
Coding region: 307-2058 (583 amino acids)
Biological process (GO): regulation of transcription by RNA polymerase II
Molecular function (GO): RNA polymerase II cis-regulatory region sequence-specific DNA binding; DNA-binding transcription factor activity, RNA polymerase II-specific
Source: RefSeq, a predicted model, not a curated record
CCGGGGACGGAGUGGGCCCCUGCGAGGAACCGGCCCGCCUCAGGAAGGACGCCCGGGGCAGCGGGCUGGGAGGAUGAGGAGCUGCUGCCGGAGACUUCCGCCGCAGCAGGAGGGAUUCGAGUUAGACGCCGGGCCGGAGUUCCAGGCGGUGAGCUCUUCUUGCAAAAGUCUCAAGGGCGAGGACGGCGACUUUGGCUCCAAAGCCUCAAGAUAACGUCCUGCUCGGCGCGUGCGUCUCAGGUCCUGUUCCGAGAACCUGGCCACCAAAGGGUCGUCUUCUGCUGCUGACCCCCAUCAAACCCCAUCAUGCCCACAGCCCUGUGCCCCCGAGUCUUGGCUCCAAAGGAAAGUGAGGAGCCCAGGAAAAUGAGGAGCCCACCGGGAGAGAACCCUAGCCCCCAGGGGGAGCUUCCCAGCCCCGAGUCCUCCCGCCGCCUCUUCCGCCGGUUCCGCUACCAGGAGGCGGCGGGCCCCCGGGAGGCCCUGCACCGCCUCUGGGACCUGUGCCGGGGCUGGCUGCGGCCUGAGAGGCACACCAAGGAGCAGAUCCUGGAGCUGCUGGUGCUGGAGCAGUUCCUGGCCAUCCUGCCCCGGGAGAUCCAGGGCUGGGUGCGGGCCCAGGAGCCCGAGAGCGGCGACCAGGCUGUGGCGGCCGUGGAGGCUCUGGAGCGGGAACCGGGGAGACCGUGGCAGUGGCUCAAGCACUGUGAGGACCCCGUGGUGAUCGAGGAUGGGGACGGCCCUCCGGACCCGGAGCAGGAACGGCUGCCGGCAGAAGCCCAGGGCGACCUUGCCAAGAGUCAGGACACCCAGCCUGUGGCCCUGGCGCCGGGCCCCGGGCUCCCAAGCAGACCGCCGGGCCAGCUCAGUGGGGAUCCAGUUCUGCAAGACACCCCCCUUCUUCAGGAAGCGAGUUUGAGGGACGCACAGCAGGUGACGGCCCUCCAGCUGCCCCCGAACCGGGUCUCCCCCUUCAAGGACAUGAUCUUCUGCUUCUCACAAGAGGACUGGUCCCUUCUGGACCCUGCGCAGACUGGCUUCUAUGGCGAGUUCAUCAUUGGGGAGGACUGUGGCGUCUCGCUGCCUCCAAACGACCCAGCCGCCCAGCUGGAUCUCUCCCAGGGAGAGGAGAACGAGCCCCGGGUCCCCGAGUUGCAGGACCUCCAAGGGAAGGAGGUGACCCAGGUCUCGUACUUGGACUUUCCAAGCCUCCAGCCAUUCCAGAUAGAAGAGAGACGAAAACGGGAUGAGCUACAGGUGCCAGAGUUCCAAACCUGCCAACAGCUGACGCUCACCCAGAACACCUGCCCAGCCGGAGCUGACGCACUGACGCCAGAGAACGGCCUGGAUGAGGAGGUGACCAUCGAGAUCGUCCUGUCCAGCUCCGGGGACGAGGACUCCCAGCUCGGCCCCUACUGCGCGGAGGAGCCGCGGAGCCUGCCCGCCUCCCGCCGGAGCGGCGCCGAGGCGGCGGGCGAGGUGCAGACGUCGUCCUCUAACAAGUCCUACAUCUGCCCGAACUGCGGGAAGAUCUUCCGCUGGAGGGUCAACUUCAUCCGGCACCUGCGCAGCCGCAGGGAGCAGGAGAAGCCGCACAAGUGCUCGGUGUGCGGGGAGCUGUUCGGGGACAGCGAGGACCUGGACGGGCACCUGGAGAGCCACGAGGCGCAGAAGCCGUUCCGCUGCGGCGCCUGCGGGAAGAGCUUCCGCCUCAACUCCCACCUGCUGUCGCACGGGCGCGCGCACCUGCACGCCGGCAGGCUGCCGCCGCUGCAGAAGCACGAGCCGGGCGCGGCGGGCGCGGGUCCCGUGGGCGGGGGUCCCGCGGGCGCGGGUGACGGCGCGGCCAAGCUCCGCUUCCAGUGCUGCGAGUGCGGCAAGGCCUUCCAGCGGCCCGACCACCUGGCGCGCCACCGCAGCAGCGUGCACGCCAAGGACAAGGCGCGGCCCUUCCAGUGCCGCUACUGCGUCAAGAGCUUCUCGCAGAACUGUGACCUCCUGCGCCACCAGCGUCUGCACAUGAAGCGCCGCUCCAAGCAGGCUCUGAACUCCUACUGA